AUGUCGAGGCUCCGGCUCGUCUCUUCCACACCUAGCCCGAAAGUGAGGUGUGUGGGGUCAGGCCUACCACGUCACGCCCACACUCCUGAAGCGGUUCACGAUCCACUGACUGGCCAUACCCUCAUUUUAGCUUCUCCCUCCAAUCCACCCAUCCGACCCUCCAAAUACCAAGUUUUCAUUCGCCUCCUACACUUCACUAAACUCACACUCCCUUCAACCUCGAACUAUGAAAUCCACUUUUCCUCUCCUCUUUGUCGCCAUGCUCUCUGCCCUCCAGCCCAUCUAUCCAUCCAUCUGCACAACCCACAAUCCCCUAUUCCAACCACCAUCUAUCCACCUAUCAACUUGCUCUUUCAUCGUCUAUCUAUCCACCUUUCCAUCUGA
Messenger RNA from Protopolystoma xenopodis, 384 nucleotides. Lineage: Eukaryota; Metazoa; Platyhelminthes; Monogenea; Polystomatidea; Polystomatidae. The record is from the annotation of a GenBank genome assembly.